This is a messenger RNA of Cololabis saira (Pacific saury), 3550 nucleotides long. It is a transcript of the gene tnfrsf1a, whose product is annotated as tumor necrosis factor receptor superfamily, member 1a. Gene Ontology annotation, molecular function: tumor necrosis factor binding; tumor necrosis factor receptor activity. Bases 177 to 1364 code for a protein of 395 amino acids. The record is from RefSeq and is a predicted model, not a curated record. Gene Ontology annotation, biological process: signal transduction; inflammatory response. Lineage: Eukaryota; Metazoa; Chordata; Actinopteri; Beloniformes; Belonidae. Gene Ontology annotation, cellular component: mitochondrion; membrane raft; signaling receptor complex. The transcript has 10 exons.
UCCUCGCAGCGCAGACGCUGCUGCUGCCGAGACGCCGCUCCGGCUUCAGGGAACACGAAAGCCAAGUCGACUUAUACACUUUGAAUUCCGACGGAUGGUAUGGGAGACCGGCGGGACCCCUGGCAGUGAGAGAAGUCGUCCAGGUGGUUUCAGAUGGACUGAAUUAAAUCUGCAAGAUGGCGAAAACUAGGCACCGAAGAGGAUGGAGUAAACAAGCCCCUGUCGGCCUCCUACUGCUCCUCAUGUGCAUGACCAUCCGUGCUUCGGCACUGAUGGCAGGUUCAGAGGAGAAGGAGUGUCCAGAGGGGGACUAUCCCACUGAGGAGGGCAUAUGUUGCAACAAAUGCACUCCAGGUUUUAAACUUAAGGAAAAGUGUCAUGCUCCAGGCCAGAGAAGUACCUGCAUUCCCUGUUCUCCCGGUCAAUUCAAUGACCAGGAUAACUACAGCCGCAACUGCAAAAGUUGCAGAAAAUGCAAACGGACAAAGCAUGAAAUUGAGCAAUCUCCUUGUGAUAAAAAACGGGACACUAUUUGCAGCUGUGAGAAUGGUUACUAUAAGUUUAAAAUUGACUCAGAAACAUCUGAGUGUCGCACAUGUACCAUAUGUGGACAGAACGAGACUACAAAAGAGAAAUGUACGCCAUACGUUAACACUGUGUGUGAGUGUAAGGAAAAGUACCACAGGGUCAAUGGCAAGUGCGAACCCUGCGAGUCUUGUACCAAAGAUUGUGUUUUCAAAUGUUCCACAACACCUUUGACUACAAAAAGUCCCGAGCAUCCCCAUAGCCUGUUCAUCAAUGUACUUGUUGGAGUUGUGGCUGGGUUUGUUCUGUUGGUGGGGCUGGUAGGUUUCAUCACCUAUAUGUUCACAAAAAGACAUUACAAGGAGAAGACACGGCAUCCGUCCUGCAAGCCAUCAGACACCUCCUCCGACUCAUGCAAGGAAGCCUUGUUUAUCAGUGAAGAGGGAUCAGAGAACAGCAGUUUGAAUUGCAGCGCUCAAAGCCCCGUAUGUGAGCAGGACCAGUCCAAUCUGCCUGACUGCAUCCCCCUGGAAAUAAAGAACGCAGACCUGAUCUACACGGUGCUGGAUCUGGUUCCCGUACUGCAGGUGAAGCAGCUAGUGCGCUUUCUCGGUGUGAAGGACACGGAGAUCGAACAAGCAGAAUUGGAUCACCGAUCCUGUCGGGAAGCUCACUACCAAAUCCUGCGGGUGUGGGCUGAAAGAGGCUCACGAGCAGCUGCAGGGGUGCAAGGUGGAAUAUUACACCGUCCGCUUUUGGAGGAGCUGUUAGACAAACUGAGACAGAUGCACCUGGAUCGGGCAGCCGAGGAACUGGAGACAAAGUAUGGCAUUCAGUGAAUCUGUAAUGCCUGCCAAGUCACAUAAAAAAGGCUUAUGAGACCAAGUAUUGUUCACUCCAGAGUAUUGCCCACGGAGGGUUUUAGAGUGCACGAAUGCACAUGGUGCUACGACCAAAGCAGCAGCUUUAUUUCACAGUAUACCAGCGAGACUGAGGACUCUCAUCCUGACUGUCAAUGUUAGCAAACACCCAAGAAAGCCGAGGACAGACUCUCUAAAGACUGAAAACAAGACUUUGCCUUGAUGAAUUGAGCUUUGUUCAAAGGUUCUUUAUAAAGCCUGUGCGUUCUCUACACAAAGACUAAUAGCUGAGUUGCACAAUUUGCUCUGUGUAGCUUAAAGCUGAGAACCAGGAAGUUGGAGCAAAUCCAAUCAACUUACCAACCAGCAUCUCUAAGUCAACAAAGUGUGUGUGUGUGUGUGUGUGUGUGUGUGUGUGUGUGUGUGUGUGUGUGUGUGUGUGUGUGUGUGUGUGUGUGUGUGUGUGUGUGUGUGUGUGUGUGUGUGUGUGUGUGUGUGUGUGUGUGUGUGUGUGUGUGUGUGUGUGUGUGUGUGUGUGGCAUCAUUUGGGUAAAUAUGGUUAAUUAAAUCCCGACACUUGACCUGUGACAGUGUUUGAGAAGUGUUGGAGGAUUAAAUAUGUGGCUAUCCUUUCAUCUGUUAUGUUUGAAAGUUACUUUAUUGUGUCACAAAAAGACUGAAUGUACUAUGAAAAUGAUUUAAGAUCAAAACCAGUUUCUUUUUUUUUUAUUUCUCUUGUUUUAUUUUUUUGCAUGUCCAUGUUUUGUUUGAGGAGCCACAAUUGUCUUUCUGAAUUUGAAAGUUUUAUUUUACAAUCUAAAAGUUUUGCACAUGAAUCCAAAGAUUAAUGUGCAAAUCCAGAUGUUUUGUUGGUCUGAAUAUCAUUGGUAGGAUUUACUGUCUUUCUUGGCCAGUCUGGGUGAAAAAGGUGAGCUAGCAACCACAGUUAAUUACCGGUAUGUUGUAAGAUAAAAUAUGUAAGAUAAAAGUACAUUUACGGCAGUAGCUCAGGUGGUAGAGCGGGUCGUCCAAUGAUCGGAAGGUUGGCGGUUCAAAUCCCGCUCUGUCCCAGUUUGCUGUCGUAGGGUCCUUGGGCAAGACACCUUACCCACCUUGCCCCGUGUGAAUGUGUAUGAAUGUGUAUGAAUGUUGGUGGUGGUCGGAGGGGCCGUUUGGUGUGAUAUGGCAGCCACGCUUCCGUCAGUCUGCCCCAGGGCAGCUGUGGCUACAAAUUGUAGCUUACCACCACCAGUGAGGAUGUGUAUGAAUGAAUAAUGAUCUCUGUAAAAGCGCUCUGGGUGCCUUGAAGGGCGCUAUAUAAAUCCAAGUUAUUAUUAUUAUUAUUAUUACGUAGUAAUCAUAAAUGUGUAUGUGCACUGUGCAAAGAUCUGCCGUAUAUUUUAAUCAAACUGCACUAUACACACAAGAUGAUCUGUUAGCGAAAGGGAAAAUAUUUGGAGCAUGCGCUGUCUUUGUUCUACUGUACUGUAAAUGUUUUAUAUGUGUUUUUAAGACUUCAUAUUGUGCUGGAGGAAACUUAAAACAGUUGAUUGCCAUUUGUACAAUAUGUAUUUUCACACAGCCUUAUUACAUUAUUUUAAACUAAAUUGUAUAUGUUAUUGCUUUGAUAUACUAGAAGUCAUCUAAGCUACUUUGUUGUGACUAUUGUAAAGGUGAACUUAGUAUCGCUGAAAUCGCUUUUUUUGGAGGGAAGAUGUGUGUCAGAUGCAAUGGUGACUUUUUAAACGGUGUCAUAGAUAUAAUUAUUAACGUUUUAUUAGUCAAGCUGAAAAAAAAAAUCUGAUGGACUUCAUUAGAAACCAAGCAUGGGGAAGUAUGUUGUUCCUCCUCAGGGUGGAUCAGGCUCCUGCCAUGUUUCACAGGCUUUUCAAAGCCGUACAAGUAUUUUUUUUAAAGCCCCAUCGUGUAAGCAUUAUUCAUGACUGUCGGAGAAAACGGGGCACGCCUAGUCUCAUUCUGUCCCAGCCAGGCAGCCUUUACGCUGCCAGACGUGGCCUGUACAUUCACAUAUAAAUCUGCAACACUCAGACUAAAGAUGAGUCUUUCCUAAGCACUCUUCAUGACACUGUAUGACACUGUUUUAAUAUGCUUGAUAGAUUAUCUUUUAAUAAACAUGGCAUGAGUCACUGCAUGCCUGAACCGUG